Raphanus sativus (radish) is the source of this 683-nucleotide messenger RNA. RefSeq lists its product as uncharacterized. NCBI's taxonomy places the organism in Eukaryota, Viridiplantae, Streptophyta, Magnoliopsida, Brassicales, Brassicaceae. The coding region runs from base 1 to 474 and encodes 157 amino acids. The transcript is spliced from 3 exons. The record is from RefSeq and is a predicted model, not a curated record. Gene Ontology annotation, cellular component: endoplasmic reticulum membrane. Gene Ontology annotation, biological process: negative regulation of ceramide biosynthetic process; ceramide metabolic process; intracellular sphingolipid homeostasis.
AUGGCGAAUCUGUAUGUGAAAGCGGCACCACCGCCGGACAUGAACAGGAACACGGAGUGGUUCAUGUAUCCAGGGGUGUGGACGACUUAUAUACUAAUCCUCUUCUUCGGGUGGCUCGUUGUUCUCUCCCUCUCUGGCUGUUCCCCUGGAAUGGCUUGGACUGUUGUUAAUCUCGCUCACUUCGUUGUAACGUAUCACUCCUUUCACUGGAUGAAAGGAACUCCUUUUGCAGACGACCAAGGUGUCUACAAUGCUCUCACCUGGUGGGAACAGAUGGACAAUGGUCAGCAACUUACCCGCAACCGCAAGUUCCUUACCGUUGUUCCUGUCGUCCUGUACUUGAUAGCAUCACAUACAACAGAUUACAGACAUCCAUGGCUAUUCCUCAACACACUCGCUGUGAUGGUUCUAGUUGUGGCCAAGUUCCCUAACAUGCACAAGGUACGCAUCUUCGGGAUCAACGGUGAUAAGUAAGGCUUCUUUACCAAACCUCAGAUCCAUUUCUUUUAUGGCAACAGAAAAAGUGGAUAUGAAGCAAAACAUAUUUGUAUAAAAUGUUGAUAUGAGUUGGUUUUGAGUUGUCGGAUAUUUUGUAAGUAACUUUGAAGCUUUGAAUUUCUUCUCUCUUUUUUAAAAAAACAUAGACACGAAAUUGAUAAUUUCUAGUAAAAUUAAUUUGCGCA